AUGUCUGAGCCCUCAGCUAGCAAGGAGAGCCUCCCGGCCGAGUGCCCGGUGUGCUACGAGAAAUUCCACCCACUGGAGGCCACGCGGCGGAGGCUCAGCUGCGGACACACCUUCUGCCACGACUGCCUGGUGAAGUGCCUGCUCUCCGCCAAGCUCGACGGCCAGGUCCAGAACAGCAUCAUCUGCCCUAUCUGUCGCUACGUGACUUUCCUCAGCAAGAAGAAGGCUCUCUGGCCACCCAAGGCAGGGACAAACCCCUGGACGCUGGAAAUACCUCUGUCACCUUCCUCCCUGUCCCACCUGACCAGGCUGGAGCCCUCCAACACCUUGGUGGUUCCCAGCCAUUUUGUGAUGCCGGUGCAAAGCUUUGACCGAUGUCGCAGCCCCGGAAAUGCCCCUCUGGAUUCUGGAGGGGUCCCAGGAGAGCUGGCCCGGGAAGCCCACAUCUUCGUGAUCAGCAGCCAUGGGAUGCCCCUGGUAGAUGAAUGCUGCGGCUCACUGAGGAGGAGCAGCAGAGCAGAGACCCUGAGCUCAGUGUCAUCCAGCCCCGCGCUGGGGGUGAAAUGCUGCCAGUCCCCCAUCGCCCUGGCUGUGCUGCUCAUCCUCACUGUGGCCCUGCUUGCGGCCGUGCUCCCUUGGCUGCUGCUGGUCAAGAGGGACUCGCAGUGA
Messenger RNA from Tinamus guttatus (white-throated tinamou), 669 nucleotides. It is a transcript of the gene RNF222, whose product is annotated as ring finger protein 222. Lineage: Eukaryota; Metazoa; Chordata; Aves; Tinamiformes; Tinamidae. The record is from RefSeq and is a predicted model, not a curated record.